AUGAUCACUUUCCACAUCAACACGGUGUGCGUGCAAUUCAUGUUCUGGCACAUCAGUGACGAGUCUCCAUCGUCGACAGCAUCAAGUCCUCCACGCCAGCAUGUUGCUGCCGGGAAGGACGAGGAUGCUGACAUGCCCUUCCCGCCGACACCAGACAUGCUGUUCCGCAUCGAGAGGCACAAUGGCGAGACGAAGGGGUACAAGCUAGUCUUCUGCGGCAAUGGCACCGGGCCAUGUGAGAACCUAGGACUGCAUGCUUUCAAGGGGGAGAACUGGCUCACCACAAGCGCCUCGCCUCUUGUGGUCGCGUUCAAGAAAGAUCACAGAUAUGAAUAG
This is a messenger RNA of Panicum virgatum (switchgrass), 336 nucleotides long. RefSeq names its product alpha-amylase/subtilisin inhibitor-like. Gene Ontology annotation, molecular function: endopeptidase inhibitor activity. The record is from RefSeq and is a predicted model, not a curated record. The transcript has a single exon. Lineage: Eukaryota; Viridiplantae; Streptophyta; Magnoliopsida; Poales; Poaceae. Bases 1 to 336 code for a protein of 111 amino acids.